Molecule: messenger RNA, 475 nt
Organism: Neurospora hispaniola
Lineage: Eukaryota; Fungi; Ascomycota; Sordariomycetes; Sordariales; Sordariaceae
Exons: 1
Coding region: 22-267 (81 amino acids)
Source: RefSeq, a predicted model, not a curated record
AGCUGGCGUGGCGGUUGAGCUAUGCGCCAUACGCUCAAGGAAAGGGUUGUUCUCGCGGAGAACACGAUGGAAGGCACGCGCAUCAAUGGCGGAGGUGGCGACCUCACCAGCCUCGGGCUCGGGGGUGAUGGUGUAUCGAUGACUUGGGAUGAAGAAAUUCCCUGGCAAGAAGACCAGAUGAAACGACAGGUGCCAUUCCCUGGGAAAUCCUCCGAUAUGAUUGAAGAGACGCGUCGAAUCCAUGGAAAUUCUCGGGACUUCAGAUGAGUACCUUGGGUAGGGAAUUUUGGGAAGGUCUACGGCCCUCCACACGAGACUUUUUGACUCGAAAACCUAUUCUCGAAUCAACUCAAGCCUCCUAUACGACGUACCGCCUGGGUGGCCCUCCUCCAACUAGGAGUACCGCGCCCAGACGGCAGAGGGCUGCCGCCGACAGGUGCUCGAGUUCUUCGAGCGGGCGCGGGGGAUGCAGCAA